Messenger RNA from Daphnia magna, 584 nucleotides. RefSeq lists its product as uncharacterized. The coding region runs from base 23 to 529 and encodes 168 amino acids. The transcript is spliced from 3 exons. The record is from RefSeq and is a predicted model, not a curated record. NCBI's taxonomy places the organism in Eukaryota, Metazoa, Arthropoda, Branchiopoda, Diplostraca, Daphniidae.
CAAGACAUCACAACUAUACGGCAUGUACGAUAUGGGAAAUCUUGUUUUUGUCCAUGUCAUCUCUUUGACAGUGUUGCUCACCCAGUUGUCAUUCACUACUUCACUAUCAACCACCACACUUCCAAGCUUGGCAGACGGCCUAAUGCGAUGUUACUCUUGCACCUCCACGUCAGAGAGUAGUCCAUGUGAAACGGAUCCAUCAACUCUACCUCACGGAAUAUUAGAUGUUUGCUCGCGGGAUGCGUGCACCAUUGUAAGAGUGGAAGAAUGGCCGUCUCAACGUGUCAAGAGUUUCUAUCGUGGAUGUGACGGGCGGACUAAAGUCUUUGAGCGGAACCAUUGCCAAAUCGAAAAGGAUGAACGAACGUGUUUCACGGCCUGUGUGGGCGAUUUGUGUAACCUCGGAAACGGCUUGGUCGACUAUAUUGUUCCUUCAGGAUCGAUCCCAGCUGGAUCUGGCUGGGCAUUUAUCGCAACAACUGCUGCUGCCGUCGCCACAUUCUCUGCUAUAUUAUUAUCUGCUGUCUAAGUUGGCAAAGGACGUCAUACAGCUGACAAAUCAAUACAGCCAACUUUGUUCUCGG